AUGGUGAAGAUCGGAAUGAACAGGUUUGGCCGUAUUGAGUGCCUAGUCACCAAGGCUGCCUUUUACUCUGGCAAAGUGGAUGUUGUCACCAACAAUGACCCUUUCAUUGACCUCAACUACAUGGUCUACUUGUACCAGUAUGAUUCUACUCACAAGGCUGAGAAUGGUAAGUUUGUCAUCAAUAGAAAGUCCAUCUCCAUCUUCCAGGAGCAAGAUCCUGCCAAUAUCAAAUGGGAUGAUGCUGGUGCUGAAUAGGCUGUGGAGUCCACUGGUAUCUUCACCACUGUGGAAAAGGCUGGGGCUUACUUAAAGAGUGGAACCAAGGGGGUCAUCAUCUCUGCCCCUUCUGAGGAUGCCCCCAUGUUUGUGAUGGGUGAGAACCAUGACAAGUACAAGAACUCCAUGAAGAUUGUCAGCAAUGCCUCCUGUACCACCAACUGCUUGGCCCCCCUGUCCAAGGUCAUCUAUGGCAAUUUUGACAUUGUGGAGGAACUCAUGACCACAGUCCAUACCAUCACUGUUACCCAGGAGACGGAUGGGCCCUCUGGCAAGCUGUGGUGGGAUGGCCAAGAGGCUGCCCAGAACAUCAUCCUUGCUUCUACUGGUGCUGCCAAGGCUGUGGGCAAGGUCAUCCCUGAGCUGAAUGGGAAGCUCACUGACAUGGUCUUAUGUGCCUCCACCCUCAAUGUGUCAGUUGUGCAUCUGACCUGCCACCUGGAGAAAGCUGCCAAAUAUGAUGACAUGAAGAAAGUAGUGAUGCAGGUAUCAGAGAUCCCUCUCAAGGGCAUCAUGAGCUAUACUCAGGACCAGGAUAUCUCCUGUGGCUUUAACAGUGACACCCUCUCCUUCACCUUCCAUGCCAGGGCCGGCAUUGCCCUCUAUGACCACUUUGUCAAGCUCAUUUCCUGGUAUGACAAUGAAUUUGGCUACAGAGACAGGAUGGUGGACCUUGUAGUCCACAUGGCCUCCAAGGCAUAA
Artibeus jamaicensis (Jamaican fruit-eating bat) is the source of this 978-nucleotide messenger RNA. Its product is annotated as glyceraldehyde-3-phosphate dehydrogenase-like. Gene Ontology annotation, molecular function: NAD binding; oxidoreductase activity, acting on the aldehyde or oxo group of donors, NAD or NADP as acceptor. NCBI's taxonomy places the organism in Eukaryota, Metazoa, Chordata, Mammalia, Chiroptera, Phyllostomidae. The record is from RefSeq and is a predicted model, not a curated record.